Molecule: messenger RNA, 1161 nt
Organism: Chelmon rostratus (copperband butterflyfish)
Lineage: Eukaryota; Metazoa; Chordata; Actinopteri; Chaetodontiformes; Chaetodontidae
Gene: cbx3a
Product: chromobox homolog 3a (HP1 gamma homolog, Drosophila)
Exons: 5
Coding region: 120-644 (174 amino acids)
Biological process (GO): chromatin organization; negative regulation of transcription by RNA polymerase II
Cellular component (GO): nucleus; pericentric heterochromatin
Molecular function (GO): chromatin binding
Source: RefSeq, a predicted model, not a curated record
AGAAGACCCACGGCUUUUGGCGCCUGCCCUUUAGUGCUGCAGAAAAGAGAUAAAGGGAAGACAGACCGCGUGGUUCGGAGGCAUCAGCUAGGCAAUCCCUGUCGUUUUCGGUGCACAACAUGGGCAAGAAGCAGAAUACCAAGACUAAGAAGGAUUCACAGGACACACAGGAGGAACCUGAGGAAUUUGUUGUAGAAAAAGUACUUGACCAACGUGUUGUCAAUGGGAAAGUAGAAUUCUUCCUGAAGUGGAAAGGAUUUACAGAUGCUGACAAUACUUGGGAGCCAGAGGAGAACUUGGAUUGUCCAGAGCUGAUUUCAGGGUUUUUGGAAGCACAGAAGAACGUUAAGGAGAAGCCUGCUCCCGUUAAGAGGAAGGCAUCAACAGAUGAGCCGGAGACGGAAGCCAAGAAGAAAGAUGUGGCUGAGAAACCACGUGGCUUUGCUAGGAACCUUGAACCAGAACGGAUCAUUGGCGCAACAGACAGUAGCGGGGAGUUGAUGUUCUUGAUGAAAUGGAAAGACUCAGAUGAAGCAGAUUUGGUCCCUGCCCGUGAAGCCAACACUCGGUGCCCUCAGGUGGUCAUUUCCUUCUACGAGGAGAGAUUGACAUGGCAUUCCUGUCCAGAGGACGAAGCUCAGUAAUACUCCCCUCUGGUCCCUGCAGUCCCUUGCACGGCCUAUGCCCUUUUCCUCAGGACUGAAUUUUCUCCUUUGGCUUCCCCUCUAGUUUUAGCUUUGUUAGUUACUUUUGGAGAUGUUUCUACCCUCGCGUUGUGUGGCAGUCAAGGAGAGCUAUGUUGUUGUACAUAUAAAAUGAACAGAUGGUAAAAGAACAGGUGAUGGUGUUGUGAUGUUAAAUGAAGUCUUCCGUUAUCACGUUCGGAUUUAUGAAAUGGCAGUUCAGGAACCAUACUCUUUGAUAGACCACAGCACCACCCAUAUUUACACCUGGUCAAAUUUUAUAAAUUCAGAAUGGCUACUUUGGAUUCAUAAAACUGUCGACCACCUCUUGUCUCACCACCUCAUUCUCGUAUAACAUGCUGAUUUUUGUUUCUUCUUUUUUUCACACUAGUGCUAAUGUUUUGUUCUAAGAGUUGAUUUUGUAUACUUGGCCUGUAAAUAUUAUUUGAAGUUCUAAUAAAGGUUUUAUGUGACCAAA